Molecule: messenger RNA, 312 nt
Organism: Aspergillus puulaauensis
Lineage: Eukaryota; Fungi; Ascomycota; Eurotiomycetes; Eurotiales; Aspergillaceae
Exons: 2
Coding region: 1-312 (103 amino acids)
Source: RefSeq, a predicted model, not a curated record
AUGCCGUUCUAUGCACAGCUUACCCGCGUCAGUACCGCUGAUAAGAGUCCAGAUGGGACGGGGCGCACGCUUAUUACGGCUAUGAAUGAGUCUGUCUUGCAGAGAUGGUUUGAGAUCGCAAGCGGGAAAGGUGUCAAGAUUUGGAAGCACGAAAAAGAUUGGUUUACAUGCGCAGCCUCGGUCUCAGACGGAUGGCUAGAUUGGAUCGCCAACCAAAACGACGAUACUCGGGGGAAGAUCCUGUUUACCGGACUAGCAGAUAGGCAGGGGGAGUCUGGGAUCUGGGUUACCUUCCACAACCCGGAAGCCUAG